This is a messenger RNA of Anopheles stephensi (Asian malaria mosquito), 6138 nucleotides long. RefSeq names its product anoctamin-8 (gene wwk). Gene Ontology annotation, cellular component: plasma membrane. The transcript has 24 exons. The record is from RefSeq and is a predicted model, not a curated record. Lineage: Eukaryota; Metazoa; Arthropoda; Insecta; Diptera; Culicidae. Gene Ontology annotation, biological process: chloride transmembrane transport. The coding region runs from base 402 to 4109 and encodes 1235 amino acids. Gene Ontology annotation, molecular function: chloride channel activity.
CCGGAACGGUCACACGAUUUUUCUGCUCCCCAACAUUGACAUUACACUAAGGAGUUCGAGCGGGUGGAGGAGCAUGUAAGAGUGAAGGAGAUAACACACAAAAAAAUCUCCAAAAGGAUACUCUAGGGAGUAUACAAGCGCACACAAACACACACACAUACACAUCGUAGUGCAUUCAUUGGUGAAAGUGCGACACAGGGAUAAUACUGUGACGGAGUUCCGUGGCGUUAAUAAAACGUCAGCCUGAUAAUAAUUGUAGGGUUGUGUGAAGUUCUAAAAGAAAUGGUGUUGGUGUAGUGAAGGAAGAUGGUUUAAAGUGAAGGGAGCGUUUAGUACUUCGUUUGGGGAUAAGAAACAAAACGAUAAUUUAACACGGUUAAAUCCAAACAGUGAACCGCACCAUGGAUCAGCAGCAUCCGCUACUGAUCGCUAGCGAAAACAUCCACGACAGUGGCAUCAUCGAGGACGUGCACCAGGAAUCGGAGGACACCGGAAACGAGGAUUACGGCGACGAAAGCAACCUCGAGUCGAACCUGCGCCGGCGGAAGGGAAAAAUUAUUUCCUGUGUUGAAAAUGCAUCGAGAUUAAUCCGCAGACGUGUGCCUUGUGCCGGCCAUUUGAUGACACCCCGACGGCUAUGGUUGAACAAAAUUCCUACCCAGUGUGAUGUGGUGAUUGAAUUUCCAGAAGACGCUCCGGAUGAUGCGCUGCGGUGGCUGCUAAACAGGAUCAAGGCUAACCCUCCGGAAGGGUUGGGACUGUCGGCGAUGGUACGGGCACACGAAAGCACCAAGCGUACCGCAUUCUACAUAACCGCCCCAAUGAAUGUAUUAUUUAAGGCAGCCGAAGAUGCCCGCCUGCCCAAGCGACUGCGGACGGACCUCGGCGGAGCGUUGAAGGAGUUCACCAAACGGGAAAGUCAUUGCUUCGCCCAAUCGAAGGACAGCGAGGGUGCCAACAGCCUUUUUACGUCCCAGGAACGGCAGUGGCUCGUGCUACAGGUUCUGCAGGGUCUGCGAGCUGGCACGUCAGAUCUGAAAGCACUGCACGGCCGGGCACAGGUCGAGGAGGGACAGAGCAUCGUGGCCGCCUGGCAAGAGCUGGGCCUUAUAACGCAGGUUUUCCCGCUCCACGAGACCACCGCUCUGCAGCAGCUCCAAUCUAGCUGGGUACGGAAGUUCUUCGCACCGCAACCUCUAGACGAUAUAGCCGCAUACUUUGGAGUUAAAGUGGCGCUUUACUUUGCCUGGCUGGGACACUACACCUGUGCCCUGUGCGUACCGGCCGUGCUGGGCACCAUUCUGUAUGCAGGGCUUUGGGGUCGAGGACAGACGGCUCAAGACAUUGGACACGUCAUUUUCUCGCUCUUCAACGUAGCCUGGGCGUCACUCUACCUGGAAGCCUGGAGGCGGUACUCGGUCGAGUUGGCCUUCCGCUGGGGCACGCUGUCAACGCCACCCGAGCUGCUGGAGCCUCCGCGCCCACUCUACAAGGGGCCACUCGAGGAAAGCUCCGUAACCGGACGGCUGGAGCCGAAGGAAGCUCCGGCCUGGCAGCGGCGAGCCUUCCGUUAUCUAGUUAGCUUUCCAAUUAUAGGGCUCUGCCUGGUGUUGGUGUUUAUUGUGAUGUUCCUGAUGUUGAGGCUGCAGGAUUGGCUCGAUCAACACUUACCCUAUAGCAGUGCUGGCCUGUGGGAGUGCAUGUGCAUAGUGUCUCAGGACUGGUGGGAUGCCAAGCUGCCGGAGCAGGGCGUUUUCAGCUGUUUGAGCGUAAUACCGAAGGUCUUGCUGGCCGGCGCCAUUACACUAAUGGACGAAGCAUACUACAAGCUCGCCGUCUGGCUGAACGAUAAAGAGAACUAUCGGCUGCAGUCAAAGUACGAGAAUCAUCUCAUCGCCAAGGUGGCCCUUUUCCAGUUUGUCAACAGCUUUCUUUCCCUCUUUUACAUCGCCUUUUACCUGCGCGAUCAGGACAAGCUGAAAGAGCAACUGGCUGGUUUGCUGAUAUCGCGACAGAUCAUCGGCAAUCUUCGCGAGUCCGCCUGGCCCUAUCUGGUCGAGCAAUGGCGCCUGGCGAAGCUGAGCUUCAAGAUGUGGGGUGCGCUCAGUCCCACGCAGGAGCUCCCACCGAACAUUGCGUCCUCCUCGUCCACCACCACCAUCACCAGUACCGCUAGCAGUGCUUUGUCCGCCCCGUCAUCCAUCAUGGGCGGUGCCGGCGAUGGGAAGCAGCCGGAUGAAGGCAAAAGUCCUUCCGAGUACUCGUCAUCCUCCACCACACCGAAGCGAUCGAUCGGGCAGGCUGAAAUUGAAAGCUCCCUGUACAAGUACGAUGGAACGUUUUCCGACCAUCUGGAAAUGUUGGUUCAAAUGGGGUACGUCGUGCUGUUUUCCGCCGCAUUCCCACUCGCUGGGCUGUGCGCGUUGGCCAACAAUCUGCUCGAGAUUCGGUCCGACGCUUUCAAGCUCGCCCAUGUCCACCAGCGGCCAUUUGGUCAACGGGUGGCGAAUAUCGGCACGUGGCAGAACGCGCUCGGAAUGCUCGGACUGGCAGCUGUCAUCGUAAACUGCGCGCUGAUUGGACUGUCCGGCCAAGUGUCCCGCCUAUGGCCCGGCCUAACAUCCACCCAAACGGUCAUUUUAAUCGUGGCGCUCGAGCAUGUGAUGCUUGGAUUACGAUCGGCGUUGACGUGGCUGCUGCCCGAGCUACCGUCCUGGCUGGCGGCCGAGAUCGCCCGGGCCGAACACUGUCGGCGCGAGAUGCAGUGCAAAGGACCGUCGCCGCGUCAAACGCCACCAUCGCCACCGUCCUCCACGUCCAUCUCGCACCACGAUCAGGACUUUAACAGCAAUCAGGACAUUUUCGACAAAACCGAGCAAUCCGUUGGCAGAUUCCACAUAUCUCCUAGUCACGACAAUAACCCGGAAAGCGAACUGGAGCGGGCCGCCGCCAAACUGGACAACCUCUCCAUUCAUCCGGUUCAAUCCCCAGUAGCGCAACAAAUGCGCCAAGAUAUGCAGCAACAGCAGCAUCAGCAGCAGCCACAACCACAACAGCACAAAAACUCUCAAAGCAGCUGCGAUAAUAUGGACAUCUUUGCCAUGGACACGCGUGACGUUUCGCCAGAUUCGCCGAUCUCCCAGACAAGCACAGUAUUAUUACGACCUCUUCAAGAUUCUCCUCUUAGUGGUCAAUCUGCACAAACCGUUGCAUUAGAAUCGUCACAAACGAAUUCAGGUGCAUGUCUAAAGCAGCCAAGCAUUAAGCUCGCCGACAUACCGCCCUACCGAGGACAAGCGAUGAAGCACAGCUGUAGUAUUUACGAUAAGCGAAGCAUCAACCUUGGUGAAAUUUCGCAGAGCCCUCGGGUUGCGUCGAAACCGAUCCAGAUUCCAGAAAUUCCACCGUUCCGCAAGCAGGCCCACUCCACGAUGCACUCGCCCGUCAACCAGAGCCCGCAGAAUCCCGCGCACAUGUCGUCCGCCAAUCCUUCGCCGCCGCGGAUCGCCGAAAUUCCACCGUUCCGGCCGCGCAACCGCUCCAAGGAAUGGAUGCCCAACAUCGAGGUGGGUCGACUGAAGCACACCGAGCACCAUCUCACGAUUGGCCCUAGCGGAGGAGCCGAAUGGGCAAAACGCUUGAAGGCAGCCGAUCCUUCCAUCAUUCACAGAAGUACCGACUGUAUUGUAGCGAAGCAGCAGGAACUUGCUACCGGUUCGGAUUCGGAGUUGCUCAAACCAGCACCGUCCUGGACAAACGUGGCAAUCAAGGCCGGUGAACAGCAGGCAGGCACAAGCAACAGUGCCCCCUCGGUAAAAGCGCCAACCGAAGAAGAGGCCAAAGCGGCUGAGCUUGCCGCCAAAAAGUCGCGUCUGAAACAGAGCCUAGUGAAACGGGCACGAUCCGUGGCCAUUUUCUCGCUCAAACUAAAGGAACAGCGAGCAAAACGAGCGGAAAAAAUGGCGCUUGAAGCACUGGAAGCUUUACCGGCCCCACCACCGGGCGGCGAACUGUCCCUGAUACCGAUCGAGCAGCUCAUCCAAGUGGACGAUGUACUAAGCCAACGAAACCAUGGUAGCGGGUCCGGUCACAACAAUGGCCAUUCGUAAGCUGGCAACCGCCGGCCUGCCCGCGUACUGUACAAAAAACUACAUACCUUGAAGAUAUCCAUGUUCCCGAUUCUUGGCCUUGCCACCCCCCCCAUAUGCUAAUACCGCGCAUGCAGCAGACUACUUUCUCUUUCCGAUAGUAUUAGGAAGGCGCUGCAGCUAGUGCAGCACAUCCUGUUAGUGUACGGCCCUUGUUCGGUCACGAUGUACAAUUAUCGGGUUUAGUUCGACGUCUAACAGUGUUAAGCACAAAUCUACACAUCAAUUCACCCUGUUUACCCUGAGCGAGCGGCGAUGAAGGACUGGGAAGGACACAACCGUGUGGCAAGCGCUUACCGAGCAAUAUUGUACCGAGCUUGUUGAAGCUGCUUUACGAAAAUCGCGACAGUUCGGUAGCUCAAUAAGUGUAACGCUUUUUUAUGUUAGAUGACAAUAUCGGCAACCGCACGUUUAGUUUUGGGGUGCUUUUAAUCGCUUCUGAUAAAGUACAACAACACAAUGCUGGAGAAAGAAACUUAGACUUGUGGCUUAGAGGUUUUUGUGUCCCACGGUAAGCAAGCUUAUCCGUUUGUUGCAUUACAAUCCGUAACCGUGUGCUGCCGUUCGGUUUGCUAGCAUAGUCUAUUUAUUGGAGUUGCAGUCGGCUACCUUUAUUUACAGGACAUUUUACGGGGUAUACGCUUAAAGUGGGAAAAAGGGGAAGGUUGUCUACGGAGCAGAAAGAAGCAUUCAAUCAAUUCAAUGUUGCGCAUUAAGUACAUUUACGCUUAAACGCGGCUAAAGCUUUAGUGCUAGCAUUAGGUUCAAUUAGACAGACCGUGGUGCGACAACUGUGUCAGCAAACAUUACUUACAAAAGUAGAGACGAGCGUUCGUCGUUGCGGGUCGUUUUUCAGUACAAAAGAGCAGAUACAGAGACAGAAACGAAGAAACAGCAAUCCGUCUUGUCAAUUACGAAACGAUGCAUACCCGUCCAUCGGGCGGGAUCGAUUUUACCAGGCGCAUUCAAUAAAAUGUGGGGCCGCUUUUACAAACGCCCACCCAGCAAUCCACCCACAGGCAAACAAACAAAUCAUACAAAACAGAAUAGAGAAACAUAGAGGAUAUACAUAUUGGUCGUAAAAUGCCAACUCACUUAACUAUUGACAGCGGAUAUCAAAAUUUCAAUUGCAUCGAAUCAAAUCAAAAAGAAAUGCCAUGUACUUUGGGAGAAGCCUACUUUUAAACCGUGAUUCAACGUGCUUGGCAGCCACCAUCCGCGGCACUUUACCGCCGCUCUAUAUCCACUCUUGGGCCACAACAGCCAAACGCUCUAGCUAGUAUUCCUCUCGUUCAACUAGCGCUUACUGCUACUACUACUCACUGCACACUAUCGUUCUCUAACUUUCAACCGGCUGCACAUGCAAGCAAACAAAUCAAAACUAACUAAAACACGCUACCGAAUCGGACAAAUUCUAAAGUUCUGCUAAACAAACUAAACUUAGCUGUAAAAUAAUAUCCGAGCGAAAUGCGGCGUUUGUACAGUUAAACCAUACCACACACACGGCUGUUUCUGUUGCGCUGUGUUGAGUAAACGCAUAAGAGAGUCUGAUCGAGCGGGAAUUUACUCCCGGAAUUUAAAGAAACCCCCCUUAAGCCUGGUAAAAGCACAAUGAGCACAUGGGUAUGGGUUGUUUUGGCAUGUAGCUUGCGCUGAAAAGGCAAAUCGAGUGGCGAGGAUCUCGGAUCGAAGUAUCAUUAGCAAUGGGUGCAACCGAAUCAGUCAACUACUAUUAGCUUUGAGUGGGUUUUGUUUUGAGCUUGUUAGUACGUAAAGUUUGCUUGUGAUGAAAGCGAGCGACUCGAAAGAUGGCGAUCAAGCUGUACAAAGCGGGGGAAAAAAACGAUCACUUGACAGCAGCAAUUUGACGAUUUUCUAGUUGGAUGCGCUAGGGAGGCUAUGGGCUGAACCGUGCUAGACACAACUGAAAUCAAUAAAAUAAUAACAAAACAGUGAUCUUACACCAUGUUAAUGUUUCAUGAAACAGUAA